ACUCCAUUCACGAGUCAGGAAUAAAUAAAAUUGAAUUAUCGACAAUUCUUAAAUCUCAAUGAUCGUUUUCUUGCUUUAAUAUUUCCUUACUUUGUAAUUUAUCUCUUGAACUUUGAUUGUAUGAACUAAGCCACAAAAUUGACACUUCCAAAAGGACAUUUUCGGACGAAUAUUAAACAAACAUCGUGAAUUCGACUCGGGCGUCGACCGGUUCAUCCCUCCUACCCGUAAUAACCGUUGCUGUUCUGUCAGUCACUGGCAUCGCUAUCGUCAAUUCGUCAUUCAUUUUGUGCGUACGAUCGUCGUGUCCAGUCACGACUAACGCGUGGUAAAAGUAUAACGCGGCGUGAAUAUUGUAACGAGCCUAGUGUUGUGAGGUGCAGUGCCGGUCUCCGCGACCGUUUAAUGUGGUAUACAGUGCCCUUGUUAGGUUAUAGCAGGUCGGGCCGCGCGGCGUGAUUAGGCGGCACGAUGGUGGACAUGGAUAGAAACGAUCCGGAACUCCGGUACUUGUCCGUUGAUAGAAAUAGUUUCAAUGACCCGGCGACGCAGGCGGAAUGGACGCAAAAGCGGCUGGUGUGGGUGCCCCACGAGACCCAGGGCUUCGUGGCGGCCGGGAUCAAGGGGGAUAGGGGAGAUGAAGUGGAAGUCGAGAUUGCUGAGUCUGGGAAGAGGAUGUUAGUUCCUAUAGACGACAUCCAGAAGAUGAAUCCGCCCAAGUUUGAUAAAGUGGAGGAUAUGGCAGAACUGACUUGUCUCAAUGAGGCUUCGGUGCUGCAUAACAUCAAGGACAGAUAUUACUCCGGCUUAAUUUAUACAUACUCCGGUCUCUUCUGCGUGGUAGUGAAUCCAUACAAGAGGCUGCCGAUAUAUACAGAGAAGAUCAUGGAGAGGUAUAAGGGCAUCAAACGACACGAGGUGCCGCCACAUGUAUUCGCCAUCACAGAUACAGCCUACCGUUCUAUGUUACAAGAUCGCGAAGAUCAGUCAAUUCUGUGUACGGGCGAGUCAGGUGCGGGCAAAACAGAGAACACCAAAAAGGUGAUACAGUACCUCGCGUACGUCGCCGCUUCAAAACCCAAAGGAUCCGGAGCGGGACCGUCGCCGCAGUUGAUAAUAGGCGAGUUGGAACAACAACUGUUGCAGGCUAAUCCAAUUUUGGAAGCAUUUGGAAAUGCAAAAACUGUCAAAAACGACAACUCCUCAAGAUUUGGCAAAUUUAUUCGAAUAAACUUCGACGCGUCCGGUUUCAUUGCUGGCGCGAAUAUCGAAACGUACUUAUUAGAAAAGUCAAGGGCUAUAAGGCAAGCAAAAGAUGAAAGGACAUUCCAUAUCUUCUACCAGCUUCUAGUCGGUGCAACAGCUCAGCAGAAGGCCGAGUAUAUUCUAGAAGAUCCCAAAAGUUACCCGUUCUUGUCAAAUGCAGCGUUACCCGUACCAGGGAUCGAUGAUGUUGCAGAAUUCCAAGCUACGAUCAAAUCAAUGAAUAUUAUGGGGAUGAAUAUGGAAGAUUUCAAUUCCAUAUUCAGAAUUGUUUCGUCCGUUCUUCUGUUCGGAUCUAUGCAGUUCAAACAGGAAAGAAACUCUGAUCAGGCAACACUGCCUGAUAAUACUGUUGCUCAAAAAAUCGCACAUUUGCUAGGUCUUUCGGUGACGGAAAUGACAAAAGCUUUCCUGAAGCCAAGAAUCAAAGUGGGCCGUGACUUUGUUACCAAAGCCCAAACAAAGGAACAAGUAGAGUUCUCAGUAGAGGCCAUUGGUAAAGCAUGCUACGAGCGUCUGUUCAGAUGGCUCGUAAACAGAAUCAACAGAUCCUUAGACAGAACAAAGAGACAAGGAGCCUCAUUCAUCGGCAUUCUCGAUAUGGCUGGUUUCGAAAUCUUCGACCUGAACUCAUUCGAGCAACUCUGUAUUAAUUAUACAAACGAGAAGCUCCAGCAACUCUUUAACCACACGAUGUUUAUCUUGGAGCAGGAAGAGUACCAGCGAGAAGGAAUUGAGUGGAAGUUCAUCGAUUUUGGACUCGAUUUGCAGCCGACUAUCGACCUCAUCGAUAAGCCCAUGGGUAUCAUGGCGUUGCUGGACGAGGAAUGUUGGUUCCCCAAGGCUACUGACAAAUCCUUCGUAGAGAAAUUGGUUUCUGCUCACUCAGUCCAUCCUAAAUUCAUGAAGACUGACUUCCGUGGUGUAGCCGAUUUCGCUAUUAUCCAUUAUGCGGGUAAAGUCGAUUAUUCCGCGGCACAGUGGCUCAUGAAGAAUAUGGACCCUCUGAACGAAAAUGUAGUAUCACUCCUGCAGAACUCCCAGGAUCCUUUCGUGUGCCAUAUCUGGAAGGAUGCUGAGAUCGUCGGCAUGGCGCAACAAGCGAUGACUGACACACAAUUCGGAGCCCGAACGCGAAAGGGCAUGUUCAGAACAGUGUCACAGUUGUACAAAGAACAGUUGACAAAGUUGAUGGCAACUCUAAGAAAUACGAACCCCAACUUUGUGAGAUGUAUUAUACCUAACCACGAGAAGAAGGCGGGCAAAAUUGAGGCGCCUCUGGUGUUGGACCAGCUGAGAUGCAAUGGUGUACUCGAGGGAAUUAGGAUUUGUAGGCAAGGGUUCCCUAACCGUAUUCCAUUCCAGGAGUUUAGGCAGCGCUACGAGUUGCUGACACCCAACAUCAUACCCAAAGGCUUCAUGGAUGGAAAGAAAGCUUGCGAACAAAUGAUCGAGGCUUUGGAACUGGAUCAUAACCUCUAUCGCGUGGGACAGUCGAAGAUCUUCUUCAGAGCUGGAGUACUUGCACACCUGGAAGAAGAGAGGGACUACAAGAUUACAGACUUGAUAGUGAACUUCCAGGCGUUCUGCCGAGGUUUCCUCGCCAGGAGGAACUACCAGAAGAGAUUACAGCAGUUGAACGCCAUCAGGAUCAUCCAAAGGAAUUGCGCCGCUUACUUGAAGUUGAGGAAUUGGCAGUGGUGGAGAUUGUACAUCAAGGUGAAACCACUGUUGGAAGUGACAAAACAAGAGGAGAAGCUGACACAAAAGGAGGAUGAGCUGCGUCAGAUUCGGGACAAGCUGGAGACGCAGAUGAAAAACUGCCAGGAGUACGAGCAGAAGUACCAGCAGGCUAACGCAGAGAAGACGCAGCUGGCCGAGCAGUUACAGGCUGAGUUGGAGCUGUGCGCGGAGGCUGAGGAGAGUCGAGCUCGUGCUGCAGCUCGCAAGCAGGAGCUGGAGGAACUGCUGCACGACCUGGAGGGUCGCAUCGAAGAGGAGGAAGAAAGGUGCAACGGACUGCAUCAGGAGAAGAAGCGUCUCCAGCUCAAUAUACAGGAUCUAGAGGAGCAGCUGGAGGAAGAGGAAGCUGCCCGGCAGAAACUGCAGCUGGAGCGCGUGCAGUGCGACUCCAAGCUCAAGAAGCUGGAAGAGGAUCUGGCGCUCAGUGACGACACCAACCAGAAACUUAUCAAGGAAAAGAAGAUCUUGGAAGAGAGAGCAAACGAUCUUUCACAAGCAUUAGCUGAAGAGGAAGAGAAAGCUAAGCAUCUGAGCAAAUUGAAGGCCAAACAGGAGUCCGCCAUCGCUGAGUUAGAAGAGAAGUUGCUCAAGGAUCACCAACUGCGCCAAGAAGUGGAUAGAGCGAAGAGGAAAGUGGAGACAGAGUUGCAAGAUGUGAAGGAACAGCUCGGUGAAAGGAAGGCUCAGCUCGAGGAGCUGCAGAUUGUCCUCAGCAAGCGCGAGGAGGAGCUGGCGGCGGCGGCGGCGCGCGCGGACGAGGAGGGGGCGCUGCGGGCGGCCGCGCAGAAGGCGGCGCGGGAGGCCGAGUCGGCGCUGGCCGACGCGCACGAGGACCUGGAGGCCGAGCGCGCCGCCCGCACCAAGGCCGAGAAGCUGCGCCGCGACCUCAACGAGGAGCUGGAGGCGCUCAAGUCGGAGCUGCUGGACUCGCUCGACACCACCGCCGCACAACAAGAGCUCAGAUCGAAACGAGAACAAGAGGUGGCGGUGCUCAAGCGCAGUUUAGAGGAGGAGGCGGCUUCACACGAGGCCACGCUGGCAGACCAGCGACACAAGCACUCCCAAGAGCUGCAGCAGCUCAACGAGCAGCACGAACAGAUCAAGAAGGCCAAAGCAGCGCUGGAGAAGGCGAAAGCGACGCUGGAGGCGGAGAACGCGGAUCUGGCGACAGAACUGAAGACAGCUGGAGCGGCGCGGGCGGACGGCGAGCGGCGCCGCAAGCAGGCCGAGGCGCAGCUCGCGGACCUCGCCGCCAAGCUGCAGGACGUGGACCGCGCCAGAACGGAAGUACAAGAGAAGUGCGCGAGACUUCAGAACGAAGCGGAACAGGCGCUGGCUCAGUUGGAGCAGGCGGAAUUGAAGGCGUCCGCCGCCCACAAGCAGGCGGCCACCAUCGGCGCACAGCAUACGGAGACCCAGGCUCUUCUUGAAGAGGAGACGAAGCAGAAGUUGUCUCUGCAGACGAAGCUUCGCAACGUGGAACAGCAGCUGGAACAGGCGCGUGACCAGCUCGAGGAGGUGGAGGAGUCCAAGCGGAACCUCGACAAACAGGUUGUAGCGUUGACACAACAAGUGGCAGAUGCAAAGAAGAAGGCAGAAGAAGAAGCGGAGGUGACCGCCGCUCUCGAAGAACAGCGCAAGAAGUUGAGCAAAGAUGUGGAGGCGUUGUACCGGCAGAUCGAUGAACUGCAGCAGGCCAACGACAAACUUGACAAAAGCAAAAAGAAGAUUCAGGCUGAACUCGAGGAUGCCAACAUCGACUUGGAAGCUCAACGCGCCAAGGUUAUGGAACUGGAGAAGAAGCAGAAGAGCUUCGAUAAGGUGGUGUCAGAGGAGCGCGCAGUAGCGGAGCGGUACGCGGCCGAGCGUGACGCCGCCGAGCGUGACGCGCGGGACAAGGAGACGCGCGUCCUCUCGCUCACACGAGACCUCGACGAAGCGGCGGAGAAGGUUGAGGAGUUGGAGCGCACGAAGCGUCUCCUCCAAUCGGAGCUGGAUGAGCUUGCCAACACGCAAGGAACAGCCGACAAGAAUGUCCACGAGCUGGAGAAGGCCAAACGAGCGUUGGAGUCACAGCUUGCAGAACUUAAAGCACAGAACGAGGAGAUAGAAGACGACCUGCAGCUGACAGAAGAUGCCAAGUUGAGGCUUGAGGUCAAUAUGCAGGCGAUGCGCGCGCAGUUCGAACGGGACCUGCAGGCCAAGGAGGAACAGGGAGAGGAGAAACGGCGCGGCAUCGUGAAGCAGCUGCGGGACCUGGAGGCAGAGCUGGAGGAGGAACGCAAGCAGCGCGCCGCCGCCCUCGCGCAGCGGAAGAAGCUGGAGGCAGACCUCAAGGACGCCGAGCAGGCGCUGCACCUCGCCAACAAGGUGAAGGAGGACAGCACGAAGCAGGUGAAGAAGCUGCAGCAGCAGCUCAAGGAGGCGCUGCGCGAGGCCGAGGAGGCGCGCGCCGGCCGCGAGGAGGCCGCCGCCGCCGCGCGCGACGCCGACAGGCGCCUCAAGGCGCUGGAGGCGGAGGCGCUGCAGCACGCGGAGGAGGUGGCGGCCGCGGAGCGCGCGCGGCGACAGGCCGAGGCCGAGCGGGACGACCUCCUCGACGAACUCAACAACGCCGCCGCCAAGGGCACACUUCUCGUGGACGAGAAGAAACGCCUGGAGGCGAGGAUAGCGGCGCUCGAGGAGGACCUGGACGAGGAACAGUCCAACAACGAGAUCAACAGCGACAGACUCAGGAAAGCGCAGAUGCAGAUCGACCAAGUGACAAUAGAGCUGGGCACAGAGAAGUCUGCGACACAGAAACUGGAGAGCAGCAAGCUGGUGCUGGAGCGGCAGAACAAGGAGCUGAAGGCCAAGCUCGCCGAGCUGGAGACGGCGGCGCGCACCAAGACCAAGGGCGUGAUCACAUCUCUAGAGCUGAAGGUGGCGAACUUGGAGGAGCAGCUCGAGGCGGAGUCUCGCGAGCGUCUCGCGCAGCAGAAGGCGUCGCGGAAACUCGACAAGAAGAUGAAGGAGCUCGCCCUCCAGCUGGAUGAAGAACGUCGCCAUGCUGACCAGUACAAGGAGCAGAUUGAAAAGAUGAACGUGCGCGUCAAGGCGCUGAAGCGUCAACUGGACGAGUCUGAAGAGGAGGUCCAGCGAGAGAAGGUCGGCAAGAGGAAGGCUCAACGCGAGCUGGAGGACCUCAUCGAGACGCACGAGACGCUCACGCGCGAGUGCAACAACCUAAGGAACAAGCUCAGACGACAAGGCGGGCCGAUCGGUCUGUCGAGCGGUUCGUCCUCGUCGCGCAUGAAGCGGACCAGCCUCGCCCCCGGCGGCGGCUCCGGGGACGAGUCCUUCGACGACGUCAACGACACCACCAACAGCGUCGAGUGAACACCACCCCCGCACCCCCGCACCCCCACACCC
Messenger RNA from Achroia grisella, 6417 nucleotides. RefSeq names its product myosin heavy chain, non-muscle (gene zip). Gene Ontology annotation, molecular function: ATP binding; actin filament binding; cytoskeletal motor activity. Gene Ontology annotation, cellular component: myosin complex. The record is from RefSeq and is a predicted model, not a curated record. NCBI's taxonomy places the organism in Eukaryota, Metazoa, Arthropoda, Insecta, Lepidoptera, Pyralidae. Bases 472 to 6384 code for a protein of 1970 amino acids. The transcript has 29 exons.